ACAGGCCGCUCACUCCACAGGCCUUUGCGCGCGCCUGCAGGGCGGUGAUAGCGUGAUGUUCGAGUAUCGCGAGAAGUGAGACUGUGAGCCGGAAGUGGAGAUGGACGGUGUCGGUUUAAGUGCUAAUAACAAGCAACAGAAACCGAACCAAAUGCUGCCAAAUAAAAUGAGAGGAGAAUUUACUAGAAACCAGAGGAAAGAUUCAGAGGGUUUAUCAGAAGCUCCUGAUCUGGAGUUUGAAUAUUCAGAUGCUGAUAAAUGGACCUCUGAACUGUCAGAGCUGUACAGUUACACAGAAGGCCCAGAGUUUCUUCUCAACAGGAAAUGCUUUGAAGAAGAUUUUCACACUCACAUGCCCGAAAAGAAAUGGACCGAGCUGGAUUCGGUUCAGCACAGGGCUCAUGCCAUGCGUCUGCUAGACGGCCUGGAUGUCAUCGGCAGAGAGCGACGUUUAAAAGUCGCCAGAGCUCUUCUGUAUAUGGCACAAGGGACGUUUGGUGAGUGUAGCUCCGAGAUGGAGGUCCAGCACUGGAUGAGAUAUAACAUCUUUCUACUGUUGGAUGUUGGAGCUUUCACCGCUCUGGUGGAGCUGCUCAAUAUGGAAAUCGAUAACAGUGCCGCAUGUAGCAGCGCCGUCAGGAAACCUGCAAUCUCUCUGGCCGACAGCACUGACCUCAGGGUGUUGUUGAACAUCAUGUACCUCGUGGUGGAAACCAUCCAGCGUGAAGAACCUACAGACACUCCAGAGUGGAGAACCAUCAGAGAAACCUUCAAAUCUGAACUCGGUUCUCCUCUUUAUAACCAUGAGCCCGUCUCAGUCAUGCUUUUUGGGAUGGUGACCAAGUUCUGCAGCGGUCAUGCCCCUCAUUUCCCAAUGAAAAAAGUUCUGCUGCUCCUCUGGAAGACCAUCCUGUUUACUCUUGGAGGAUUCGAGCAGUUGCAGAGCAGUAAGAUAGGUAAACGUGCAGCGCUGGGUUUGCCGCCCCUGCCGGAGGACACCAUCCGUGUGGUGAGGAGUAUGAGAGCGGCAUCUCCACCGGCGUCUGCCUCCGAUCUCAUCGAACAACAGCAGAGACGUGCCAGGAGAGAACACAAGGCUCUCAUAAAGCAAGACAAUCUGGAUGCAUUUAAUGAGAAAGACCCAUAUAAGGCAGACGACUCUCGCGAGGAGGAAGACGAGAAUGAUGAUAACGACAACUCUAUGGAGUCGGAGCCAUUCCCGAUGGAGCGUGAUGAGGUCAUGCCCCCACCCAUCCCUCAUCCACCCACUGAGAGGGUCUGUUUUCCCAAGGGUCUCCCCUGGGCUCCUAAAGUCAGGGAAAAGGAUAUCGAGAACUUCCUGGAGUCCAGUAGGAGUAAAUUCAUCGGUUACACUUUGGGAAGUGACACAGAUACGGUGGUUGGUUUGCCCAGACCGAUCCAUGAAAGCAUCAAAACGCUCAAACAGCACAAGUAUGUGUCCAUCGCUGAGGUUCAGAUCGCUAAAGAAGAAGAAUUUCAGAAGACGCCUCUGUCUGGAGGUGAAGAGGAGUUGGAGUUGUGCGCCACAGAGCUCUUGUACCAGGGUAUUUUACCCAGCUUACCACAGUAUAUGAUCGCUCUCCUCAAGAUCCUGUUGGCUGCUGCUCCCACGUCUAAAGCAAAGACCGACUCCAUCAACAUACUGGCAGACGUGCUACCUGAAGAAAUGCCUACCACAGUUCUUCAAAGUAUGAAGUUGGGUGUAGAUGUAAAUCGACAUAAAGAAAUCAUCGUAAAAGCCAUUUCAGCUAUACUCCUGCUGCUGCUGAAACACUUCAAACUCAAUCACGUCUAUCAGUUUGAGUACAUGGCUCAGCACCUGGUGUUUGCCAACUGCAUUCCACUCAUCCUCAAGUUUUUCAACCAGAACAUCAUGUCCUACAUCACCGCGAAAAACAGCAUCUCGGUUUUGGAUUUCCCACAUUGUGUCGUGCAUGAGCUUCCAGAACUCACAGCUGAGAGUCUGGAAGCUGGUGAUAAUAAUCAGUUCUGCUGGAGGAACUUAUUCUCCUGCAUCAACCUGCUGCGCAUCCUCAAUAAACUCACCAAAUGGAAACACUCCAGGACAAUGAUGUUGGUGGUUUUUAAAUCUGCUCCCAUCCUGAAGAGGGCGCUGAAGGUCAAGCAGGCCAUGAUGCAGCUCUAUGUGCUCAAACUGCUCAAAGUUCAAACAAAGUAUCUGGGACGGCAGUGGAGGAAGAGCAACAUGAAGACAAUGUCUGCGAUAUACCAGAAAGUGCGUCAUCGCCUAAAUGACGACUGGGCUUACGGAAACGCAGACCUGGACGCCCGCCCGUGGGACUUCCAGGCUGAAGAAUGCGCCCUGCGUGCCAACAUCGAGCGUUUCAACAGCCGGCGCUACGACAAGAACCAAUGUAACCCGGAAUUCCUCCCGGUGGACAACUGCCUCCAGAGCGUCCUGGGACAGCGUAUUGACUUACCAGAAGACUUCCAGAUGAACUAUGACCUCUGGCUGGAGCGUGAGGUCUUUUCCAAACCCAUUUCUUGGGAAGAGCUUCUACAGUGAGUCGUCUCUUCACGAAUACAGUUCUUCAAAUGACACUACGCUUUACGGAGUCCAACAACAGGGACCAUUACCUGUGUGUGUGUGUGUUUGUGUAAUAUAAUCCCACAUCUCCUACAGUUUUUAUUUUUAGAAAGGGAAGUGUGUUAGCCAGAUGUGCAAUGAGGUCAUUUUUAUGUUUGUUUUAUUGUUUAUCUUUAACUGAAUAUUAAAUCUUAUGUUAUUGUAUUUAUCCUGAAGUGCUUUUAUGACUGUAAAGCUUUCUAAUACAAUACAGUGACUCUUCUCUGUGGA
Messenger RNA from Misgurnus anguillicaudatus (oriental weatherfish), 2839 nucleotides. Its product is annotated as striatin-interacting protein 1 homolog. The record is from RefSeq and is a predicted model, not a curated record. Gene Ontology annotation, biological process: cytoskeleton organization. Gene Ontology annotation, cellular component: cytosol. NCBI's taxonomy places the organism in Eukaryota, Metazoa, Chordata, Actinopteri, Cypriniformes, Cobitidae.